Molecule: messenger RNA, 171 nt
Organism: Haemonchus placei
Lineage: Eukaryota; Metazoa; Nematoda; Chromadorea; Rhabditida; Trichostrongylidae
Source: the annotation of a GenBank genome assembly
AUGAAAGCAACGGGUUCACAAUCACAGGGAUUUCCAAGCCCACAAAUGGCGGCGAUCGAUGGGGCCAACAUUGGAGGAGGACGACAGUGGACGGAGGGAUGGACGGCAGGUCAAAUGAGCACUUCUAAGGGACGGCAGGUCAAUGUUUCAGGUAGGUGGUUUGUAAGAUGA